Messenger RNA from Brassica rapa (field mustard), 2015 nucleotides. RefSeq names its product UPF0725 protein At5g63820. The record is from RefSeq and is a predicted model, not a curated record. NCBI's taxonomy places the organism in Eukaryota, Viridiplantae, Streptophyta, Magnoliopsida, Brassicales, Brassicaceae.
UCUCAGCUCCGCUUUCUGGAUUCACGCCCUUUGCUUUCUCUUCUUCUCGUUUGGCUUCCGCAGCUAUGGAGAUUGCCUUGUAUUUCAUGGGAAACCAAAAAUUGAUGAAGCAACAGAAAGAAAAAAAAUAGGGUGAACUGGUUUAAAACCUUAAAAAAAUGAAAAUAUCUAUGAUGUGACUAGUUUGUGUCUAUGAAAAAAUGUAUCGCAUUAUGAGAUUUAGAAUAUUUGAUUAAUUAGGGUAAAAAUCUAGUGCAUAGGAUGUAAUUUCCCAAAAAAAUAUCCUAAAAUUUUAUUCUAAAUCCAAAGCUAUUCCCGAAAACCCAUAUUCGAUACUUAAAAAAAUACAUGAUGCCAAAAAUAUAUUGAAAUACUCAUAUAUGCCUAAUAUAUACUAGAAGUGUCGGACUCUUUCGGGUCUCGGGUUCAGGUCCAAGAUCCGCGGAUCCUCCAAAACAAGACCCAAUAGAAUAAAAAAAUUGGUUCAGUUUCUAUCCAAACCGGAAAUUUUCGUAUUGGUUUUGGAUCGGAUCCUCGGAAUAUAAAAUAAUUUUCUAAAAAAAAUAAACAAAAAAAUAGAUUUGAAUGAUUAAUAGAUUUGAAGAUAACAUUUUAAAAAUAAAAUACACUAUUGUUUUUAAAUUUUGAAUACAAAAAACUUGAAAAAUAAAAAAUUUAAAUCUAAAUAUCCAAAAAUCUGACCUGGAAUAAUCGAACAUGUGCUAAAAAUACACGAAGUAUAGAAAUAUCCGAACUAUAUCGUAAACAAAAAUCGGAAAUAUCCGAUCCGAACCCGAAGGUAUAUAUGAACCCGCCCACCUCCUAGGCACAUGGCAUCAAACCCGUAUGAAUCACUAGGUAUUUUAUUUGAUGAAAAGGCCCAAUAGACAUGGCAAGAUAAUGGUGACCAUGCCCAACUGAUAUAUAAGAAAUAAACAACGUUAUCGGUUGUCUCGUACUGCACACGAUUUUUUUGAGAGAUUUCAAAGGGCUUGUGUAGGUUUGGAAAGGUAUGGAUAACAAAGAAUCAAGUGACCUGGAGAAUUUACCAACAUCCCCAAUGGCUAAGCGGGCCCGAACGCGUGAAACGACCGGAGAACGGCUACGGAGACCGUUACCCCGCUCGAUCGACUUGAGAAAUCAUGAUCUGGCCUAUGGUUUUGAUAUGUAUUACAAUGACGAACCGCUUAAAUUAGUUCCGUCUACUUGGAGUAAAAACUAUGGUAUCGGUCUCUAUGGUAGGAUUGGACUCCAAUGCUACAAUCUUCAGCAGGGAACAAACUUAAAGUUUAAACGCUUGGAGAAACAUAGUAGCAAGGACACUUCCUUGUUCAGCCUCUACAUAACUUUGGAGGCAACCGAUCCGGCCACUGGCUCUGUCUGCUCUUUUCAGACUCAGUUUGGCGAUGCAGGACGCCGCCUUUCGUUGGGGGCUAGGAUUACCUGGUUUACCUUAGCCUCCAGAAUUAAACAAAUAUAUAACCAGCCUAUUGAUGAUGUAUGGGACGAGGACACACCUGGAAUAAAUGAGUUCUACAAAGUUCCAAUGCCCAAAUGGUUUUCUGAUGAAGCCUUGGAACGUGACAGUAAAAAGUAUUACGUGGUGCCAGAAUCAGAGCUGCAUGACAAUGACUGGCUUCAACUUCUCAUGGAAGUCGCCUUCUUCUCCAAAUCAGAUCGUUGUUUGGAUGCUUACCUACCCUUGGAGCUCAAGAACGUUGUUGUCGAAACUUUUGAAGAUUACACAACAGAGCCUAGUGAGAAGCUCAAAGCUGAUAACGCAAUCUUCUACAUUAGUUACAAGUGUUGCUCUGAUCCUUCAACGCCUCUGGCUGGUGAUCACCGUGCCGUAGUAAGGAAAACCAUGGAUGGCAAACCAGGCCACAUGUGUCUUGAGGUUGCUCUUACCAAAGAACAAGAAUGAAGAAGAGUAUUAUUUUUUAGUUUCUUACCAAAUAUAGGCUGGCAAAAAAAUAUCAAUAAAAACAGAUGAUAUAUAAUUUUUUAGUUUCUAA